AUUAAAGUGUGUCAAACUGCACUAAUUCUACAGUGUAGAUGCAGCCUUGCUGAGUGCCAAUUUUGGCUUCUUUUCAAUGCUUCAAAAAACAUGGCUUUACAUUCAAUCUUUAUUCCACAUGUGCAGUUUGAAAGUACAAGCCCCCAUCUACACUAACCAUUUAAUACAGUUCAAAGCUAGUUUCAAUCUGUGACAGCUAGAAAACAAACACCUAUGGAAAAAAGCCGGAAAUGUGCAGCAAACCCACUUUAUUCAAUACUGCUUUGAAACUGCAUUAAAUGGUCGGUGUAGAUGGGACCUUUGAUUCCUGUUUUCAUGAAGAAUACAUUCCUCGAUGGAGAACGAGUACAAAAAAUCAUGGAUAAUUCAGGAAACGAUUAAAAGAAACAAUUUCCGGUCCCAGCAUACCACGGAUAUCGUUCCUGCAGUGAGGCGGGUUUGACUGUUUUUGAGACUUUAAAAUCUGCUUCAACCUGGCAUGAAAUAGUUAAAAACCUUUAAAAUGUGUUGAAAUGAAUAUGGCUUUUCUUUGUUCAGUUAUGUUUGUUGAGAAUGUAUAGGUUGCAACCAGCCUUUUGAAUGUAUUGUAUCUGGAAAUGCACCAGUAGCCAAAGAAGUAAGGGGGUUACAUGUUUAGAGAACUUGAGUAGUGCCCAGAAAGACAGAGAAAGGGGAAGGGUCUCAUGUACACGUUCCCAAAGGCUGAGGCAUCUGGAGAGCUCAGAGGUUGCAGCGCCAGAGGUUGGGCAGAGGCGGAGUCACCAGCUGCUUUCCUGGAAGAGAAAGGCUGAGAAACGAAAGUAAGGCUGUUAACUUUGUCUGGUCUUUGGGGUGGAGAAGCAUUGGCAGCCAUGGCCUCUGGAGACCCUGUGAAGAAGCUCUGCGAAGAACUGGCCUGUCCCAUCUGCUUGGAGUAUUUCAAGGAGCCUGUGAUCCUCUCCUGUGGGCACAAUUUCUGCCAAUCCUGCCUGGAUCAAUACUGGGAGGAGAAAGAAGCCUCCUGCCCACAAUGCAGGGAGAAAGUGCAGGGAGGGGACAUCAGGCCAAACAGGCAGCUGGCCAAUGUUGUGGAGCUAGUCAAGGAAUUGGGGAGCCAGAAGGCGGAAGAGAAGGGGAGAGUCUGCCAGAGGCACCAGGAGCCCCUGAAGCUCUUCUGCAAGGACCACGAAGCCCCCAUCUGUCUGGUGUGCGACAGAUCGAAGGAGCAUGAAAACCACAAAGUGAUCCCUCUGGAUGAAGCAUCAAAGGAGUACAAGGAUCAGAUUUGGAAUUUUCUGGAGACUCUGAAGAAGGAAAGAGACAUUCUGGCCCACAAAGCAGACGCAGCACGGGAAAGCCAGGAUUUGCUCGAGAAAACCCAAAGGGAGAAGAAAAAGGCUGUGGCUGCAUUCAGACACAUGCAUCAGUUUCUAGAAGAACAAGAGAGGAAUCUGCUGGCAAAAAUGGAAGAGGUGGAGAAGGAGAUUUCAGUCAAAGGGGAGGAACAUCUGGCCAGACUCUCUGAAGAACUCUCCUCUCUCUCGAAACUCAUCCAAGAGAUGGAGGAGAAGCAUCAGCAGCCGGCAAGUGAACUCCUCCAGGAUACCAGAAGCUUCUUACAGGGCUCAGAUUUGCACAUGAAAUACAUUCUCACACUCCAAGUCAGGAACCCUUUGACUAAUAAGGAGAAAUCCGAGACUUCUGCAGCCUUUCCUCCUGCCCUGAAGUGGAAGAUCUGGGACGUCUGUGAUAUCAAUCCCUUUCUGGAGGGUAUCAUGAAGUCAUUCAGGGCCUCUCUGGAAUCUGGGCUUCAGCAGGAAAAAGCACAUGUGACUCUGGAUCCAGACACAGCCCAUCCUGUGCUCAUCCUCUCUGAAGAUCUCAGACAUGUGAUCGAUGGAGAGAAAAGGCAAAAUCUUCCUGACAAUCCUGAGAGAUUCUGUGACUAUGCUUAUGUGCUGGGACAGAAUGGAUUCACAGAAGGCAGGCAUUUCUGGGAAGUCCUUGUGAAGAAUGGGGAAGGAUGGUCUGUGGGAAUUGCAAGAAAGUCUGUGGAGAGAAAGGACCCAGACUUUGGCCCUAACGCUGGGUUCUGGGAAGUGGGAAAGUGGGAGAGUGCAUACAGGUUCUCCUCCGACAACAAUGAGUGCCCAUCUCUGACUCUGAGCGAGGAGCCCAAGAGGAUCCGCGUGACACUGAACUAUGAAGGAGGUCGGGUGGCCUUUUACAAUGCAGACUCAGCAGACCUGAUCUUGGAAUACCCUCCAGCUUCUUUCUCAGGAGAGACCCUCCUCCCAUGCUUUUAUGUGACUGAAAAAGCCCAACUGGGGCUCUCCCCAUAAGGAUGGAGAGCAAUGCCCAAAGACACACCAUCCGAGACACAAGAGGAGCUUUAUCUCCAGAGAUCUGGAACAGUUGACUCUUGUUGCUCUUUUUCUGGAACCUCUCUGCUCUAUUUGUGAAAACCUGGCUGGAGUCUGGAGUGUGGAUGAGGAAGCUAUUCCUCAUGGCAAUGCUCAACUCAUAGACAG
Anolis carolinensis (green anole) is the source of this 2510-nucleotide messenger RNA. RefSeq names its product zinc finger protein RFP-like. Gene Ontology annotation, molecular function: zinc ion binding; ubiquitin protein ligase activity; protein binding. The coding region runs from base 852 to 2321 and encodes 489 amino acids. Gene Ontology annotation, cellular component: cytoplasm. Gene Ontology annotation, biological process: innate immune response; regulation of gene expression; protein ubiquitination. Lineage: Eukaryota; Metazoa; Chordata; Lepidosauria; Squamata; Anolidae. The record is from RefSeq and is a predicted model, not a curated record. The transcript is spliced from 8 exons.